Messenger RNA from Rattus norvegicus (Norway rat), 7441 nucleotides. RefSeq names its product Rho/Rac guanine nucleotide exchange factor 2 (gene Arhgef2). The record is from RefSeq and is a predicted model, not a curated record. Lineage: Eukaryota; Metazoa; Chordata; Mammalia; Rodentia; Muridae. Gene Ontology annotation, cellular component: bicellular tight junction; spindle; cytoplasm. Gene Ontology annotation, molecular function: guanyl-nucleotide exchange factor activity.
AGUCCAGACACCUGGCGUCUCAUCCCCUGUUUUUCUUUUUUCUUUUUCUCUUUCCAUAACACAGUAACUGGAAAUCCAGAGGCCUGGCUUUUUAUCUUGUGACUAGCUAGCUACGGAGGAGGGACUGGGGAGUCUGACUGGUCUCACAGAGACCUGUGAGUGGUUCUGAGAGGGCAAAGAGACCAUGGAGAGGAGGGAGGUUGUCAGUUUGAGCUGGUCGGAAGGGGAGGGACACCUCCGGAAAGCUGUGGUUACCGAAGUGGGGGAGUUGGUUCUCAGCCACGAACCCUGGAUCUCCCUCUUCCCCUCCCCAAGCACACCAGCUGUCUCCUUUCUUUUUAUACUGCGAUGGAGAGUAGGGGGGCCCACUGGAAAUGAGAUUAUUUGAGGAACAUGGUCUUCCCUGCUACCUACGAGGGAGAAGGGUCAGCCCAGAGAUCCGCUGCCUUUCCCCACCGCUUUCCUUACUCCUAGAUAUGUUCACAGAAGGAAGAAUUCAAGUGUAACCUGCCCCUUUCUCCUUCCCCGGGCUUAGGAUCUCUCCUUCCGCCCUCGAUGCUUCCCUUUUCUCUGCAUUGUUUCUGUUCUUCCAGGCUGUCUUCUGUUCUCCGCCCCCUCAGUUCUCUCUGCCCUACUUCCUACCUCCUCAAGCCUCAAAGCUGCUCCUUCCAUCUUUAGAGCCCCUUAUCUCCCCAGCCUACUUUCCUGAGCCCUAACGGUCCUGGCCCACAGAACAAAGCAGGAGCACCAUGGGUCUUCCUGAACCCUGUGCCUGAUGGGGAGCCGGGAGAGCGGCUGCCUUUGUUCUGAGUACCAGAGAGGUGGCUGGCUUUGUUUGCAGGGCCAGGAGGGCAGAGCUGGGGGAGCCCUGGAGGGAAAGAAGAAUCCAGAAUUAGUUUGAGAGAUUGGAGGAGUUGGGUCCUCUAGGAAGCUGAAGUUUGGAGGCCAUCCAAAAAGAUCCUAGGGGCCAUGGGUGUUCAGGAAAGCACUGAGUUGGGAGAAAGAGGCAAGGCUGGGCACAGGGAGUUUAGACUUAGAGAGGUCAUCUAGGGACUGCAAGAUGUUUGAGGUGCGCCUAAGAACACCCAGGGGCACCAGAGGAGGUGAAGAAGGGUUUGGUUUCCAGUACUGGAACUGUGACCUUCCAUCAGGGAGGGCACGAAUCAAACAGUGAUUCCCAUGUGUGCAUGCUUCUUGUAUCGGGGGUGUGUCUCUCCGUCAGAGAUGCUCAGGGGUGCUCUUUGAAAAUUAGUGCUCACCAAGCUCAGUGGACAUAAGAAAGCAGUUCCCAUUUUAAAGUUCAGCUUCUGUGUUGUUGUAAGCUCUGAGUGAAUUGGUCAUGGUUUCUGGAGCUGGUAGAGAAACGGCUGAGAAAGUGCUGGCUAGACCCUUCUGGGUUUGUUUGUGUCUCCUUAGGGAGGUGGGGGGAGGGCUGCCGGCAGCAGCUACCCCCUCCUAACUCAGCUGGCCUGCCUUGUGCCAGGAGGGCAGGGAGUCUGGCACAGCUAUUGUUUGCCUGUACAAAUGCCCGUCUGUCUGCGUUUUUCUUGCCUUCUCCCUCUUGGCCCGACAGGUGUGGCUGGGAGGGGAGCAGGCUGGGGUCCAGGGUAACUGGGUCUCAGAGUCUCUGGCUGGAUUUUAUUGCCUAUGGCUUAAGUGCCCCUUUUUCUGCAUCACCAGGAGCUGCCCAAUCCCAAGUCCAGUGGUUUGCCAUCCUUCAUUAAGCAGAGGUUUUCUAAGUGCCUUUGUGUAUUCCAUGAUGGCCUUCUCUUUUGUGUCUGGCUGUAGUUUUAGUGUCUGCAUUUGUCUACCUUCUCUCAGCUUCCAGUCUUUUCCUUGGAGCGUCUGAAGGAGCAGGGCCUCCCACAGACCAUCCAAAGUCCUCCUCCUGGACUCACAUCAGGAAUCUUCUCUCUCUUCAUUCUCCAGACUCAUAGAUGUCCCCUUGUGGAAUUGAAACCGAGUUUGCAAGCUCUGUCCUGCUCAACAACAGCCCUUCCCUUUACAUCCAGUGACCCUGUGUCUCAGCUGUCCAGGGCGGAGCCACAGGCUUUCAGUCGCAGUGGGCUCCUUCAAGAGUCCUCUGGCUGUGGAGUCUUAAGAAAGAGGCUGAGGCCAAUCUCUCACAAUCAGUGAUGAUUGUGAAUACCACACGAUUCUCCCAGAGGCUUUGGUAUGGAGAGAGGAAGGCGGCGAGAACUGGGAGAGCCACUCUGACUCAUCCAGAGGAGCCCAGGAAGCCAGAGCCUAGUUUUGCCUUUAUGUGAAUCAUUGUUUUCUCUUAGCCUAGGGCACAAGAUGGCGAGACCUUGUCUCCCCACAGUGGCCAAGGUUUGGUGUGAGAAUGGAAGGAGGUUUUGGGUUGACAUCCUGACCCCUAGGGUAGGGCUCAGUCAGAGGGAGUAGGAGAUCCCACUCUGGAGUGCUCCAGGAGGAGGCAAAGGAAGGACUGGAAAGGGGACAGAAGUUCCUAUGGUUCUCCUAAGCAGUAAAGGGUGUCCCCAGAGCAGGGAUGCUACCGGAGACCCUGUCUUUCUUUAUUUUUUAUCUCCAUUUCCCAACACACGUUGGGUGCCUGCUGUACAUGAAUGAGGCUUUUGGGUCUUGGGAUGAAAGUUGGCCUUGAACUCCUGAUUCUUCUGCCCCCCCCCCCACCCCAAGCACUGGAACUACAGAGUAUGGCAAAACACCCAAAUCUGUUCAGUUUGAUAUUCAAUUAUCCCACAUGUACCAUUAGCCUGGAUAGUGUCCGUGAGCAGGGAAGACUUCUGAGAUCUGUGAAGAAGAAGCAGGAGGACAUCCAGAGCUGGACAGCAGAGGGUUGGGUCAAGCAGAAAGGGCUCUGAGCCUUGAGGUAGAUGUUUGGACUGAGGAAUGACAAGUCUUUCUUGCCCCUGUGGUACUAGGUUUUAAUGUAGGGCUUCACAUCUAUUAGACCCUUGAACCCUGGGCAACAUCCCCUGCCCGUUUAGACAUUUUCUUUUAAUUGUGUCUUGCUAAGUUGCUCAGGUUGGCUUUGAACUGACCAGCCUUGCACCUCAGCCUUCCCAGUACCUGGGCUUCCUGGUGUGUACAUCACCCCUAGCUAUGAUUGCUCCCUUCCUGGACAUACUGUGGCAUGGGGGACGCGAAGAGCUGUUCUGCUUGCUGUGUGUAAAUGGGAGACAGUGAAUCAAACCAGCCCACCCCCCACCCUCCCAGUAAGCAGUUCCCAUGUUAUUCCAUUUUCCACAGCUUGAGCCCUGGGGCGGGCUCAGUACAGCCAUCUCUGGGACAAUAGUGCUAGGCCGUGCCAGGGCUGCUCGCUGCUGGCCGGUGGUGCUGGGAUGUGCUGUUGCUACUGUGGCUGCUGCCCUCUGCUUGACCACCUAGAGCAGGGGUCACUUGGAGAGAGGACCCGGGAAAAGGAGAAGAUGAAGGAAGCUAAAGAUGCCCGCUAUACCAACGGCCACCUCUUCACCACCAUCUCGGUCUCCGGCAUGACUAUGUGCUAUGCCUGUAACAAGAGCAUUACAGCCAAGGAAGCCCUCAUUUGUCCCACAUGUAACGUGACCAUCCACAACCGCUGUAAGGACACGCUGGCCAACUGUACCAAGGUCAAGCAGAAGCAACAGAAAGCUGCACUGCUGAGGAACAACACUGCCUUGCAGUCCGUCUCUCUCCGAAGUAAGACAACCACCAGAGAGCGGCCAACGUCUGCCAUCUACCCUUCCGAUAGCUUCCGGCAGUCCCUCCUGGGUUCUCGUCGUGGCCUGUCCUCCUUGUCUUUGGCCAAAAGUGUUUCCACUACCAACAUUGCUGGACAUUUCAAUGAUGAGUCUCCUCUGGGGCUGCGUCAGAUCCUCUCCCAGUCCACAGACUCCCUCAACAUGCGGAACCGAACCCUGUCCGUGGAGUCCCUUAUUGAUGAAGGUGUAGAAGUGUUCUACAACGAGCUCAUGAGUGACUUUGAGAUGGACGAGAAGGACUUCGAGGCGGAUUCAUGGAGCCUUGCUGUGGACAGCAGCUUCCUGCAACAGCAUAAAAAGGAGGUGAUGAAGAAGCAAGAUGUCAUCUACGAGCUGAUCCAGACCGAGCUGCACCAUGUGAGAACCUUGAAGAUUAUGACCCGCCUCUUCCGCACUGGGAUGCUGGAAGAGUUGCAGAUGGAGCCAGAAGUGGUCCAGGGACUGUUCCCCUGUGUGGACGAGCUUAGUGACAUUCACACACGUUUCCUUAGUCAGCUUUUGGAACGGCGGCGCCAGGCCCUGUGUCCAGGCAGCACCCGGAACUUUGUCAUCCAUCGUUUGGGUGACUUGCUCAUCAGCCAGUUCUCAGGUUCCAACGCUGAGCAGAUGCGCAAGACUUACUCAGAGUUCUGCAGCCGCCACACCAAGGCCUUAAAGCUCUAUAAGGAGCUGUACGCUCGAGACAAACGCUUCCAACAGUUCAUCCGGAAAAUGACCCGCUCUGCUGUGCUGAAGCGGCAUGGGGUUCAGGAGUGCAUUCUCCUGGUAACUCAGCGGAUUACCAAAUACCCAGUGCUCAUCAACAGGAUCCUGCAGAAUUCCCAUGGGAUUGAAGAGGAGUACCAAGACUUGGCAGCAGCCCUAGGGCUAGUAAAGGAGUUGUUGUCCAAUGUGGACCAGGAUGUACACGAGCUGGAGAAAGAGGCCCGCCUUCAGGAGAUUUACAACCGAAUGGAUCCUCGGGCUCAGACCCCUGUUCCUGGCAAGGGCCCCUUCGGCCGAGAUGAACUUUUGCGGAGAAAACUUAUCCAUGAUGGCUGCCUGCUCUGGAAGACAGCCACAGGCCGCUUUAAAGAUGUCCUCUUACUACUGAUGACAGAUGUGCUGGUGUUUCUCCAGGAAAAGGACCAGAAGUACAUUUUCACGUCCCUGGACAAGCCCUCAGUGGUAUCCUUGCAGAAUCUCAUCGUAAGAGACAUUGCCAACCAGGCGAAAGGGAUGUUUCUGAUCAGUUCUGGCCCACCUGAAAUGUAUGAAGUACACGCAGCAUCUCGAGAUGACCGUACUACCUGGAUCCGUGUCAUCCAGCAGAGCGUGCGCUUAUGCCCGUCGAGGGAGGACUUCCCUCUGAUCGAGACAGAGGAUAAGGCGUACCUCCGGAGGAUCAAGACGAAACUGCAGCAGAAAAACCAGGCGCUGGUGGAGCUGCUACAGAUGAAUGUUGAGCUAUUUGCUGAGAUGGUCCACUUCCAGGCAUUAAAAGCUGGUUUCAUCGGAAUGCCCCCGCCCACCCUGCCCAGGGGCCUUUUCCGUCUUGAGUCCUUUGAGUCCCUUCGAGGCGAGCGUCUGCUCAAAGAUGCCCUCCGUGAAGUGGAAGGCCUGAAAGACCUGUUGUUGGGCCCUUGUGUGGACCUGCCUUUGACAGCCCGAGAACCAGCCUUACCCGUAGAAGCUGACAGUGGUAGCUGUCCUGGGGUCACUGCCAACGGAGAGGCCAGAACCUUCAAUGGCUCCAUUGAGCUCUGUAGAGCAGACUCAGAUUCCAGCCAGAAGGAUCGGAAUGGAAAUCAGUUGAGGUCACCACAGGAGGAGGCGUUACAACCAUUGGUCAAUCUGUAUGGACUCCUACAAGGCCUGCAGGCUGUUGUGGUCCAGCAAGAAAGAUUGAUGGAAGCCCUGUUCCCUGAAGGCCCUGAGCGGUGGGAAAAGCUAUCCCGAGCCAACUCUCGGGAUGGCGAAGCUGGCCGGGCUGCGGUUGCUUCUGUAACUCCCGAGAAGCAGGCCACGGAGCUGGCAUUACUGCAGAGGCAGCACAGCCUGUUGCAGGAAGAGCUGCGGCGCUGCCAGCGGCUCGGGGAAGAGCGGGCAACUGAAGCUGGCAGCCUGGAGGCCAGGCUGCGGGAGAGCGAGCAAGCCCGGGCCCUGCUGGAGCGGGAGGCUGAAGAGAUCCGCCGGCAGCUAGCAGCCUUGGGCCAAAACGAGCCACUCCCGGCAGAAGCACCCUGGGCUCGCAGGCCUCUGGACCCUCGGCGCCGCAGCCUUCCAGCAGGCGACGCUCUGUACUUGAGCUUCAAUCCCCCCCAGCCUAGUCGAGGCCAUGACCGCCUGGAUUUGCCUGUGACUGUUCGUUCCCUCCACCGACCCUUUGAUGACCGAGAGGCACAAGAACUUGGUAGCCCCGAGGAUCGACUGCAGGACAGCAGUGACCCUGAUACUUGCAGUGAGGAGGAAGUCAGUAGCCGGCUGUCCCCACCCCACAGUCCACGAGACUUCACCCGAAUGCAGGACAUUCCCGAAGAGACAGAAAGCCGAGAUGGGGAGCCUACGGCCUCAGAGAGCUAAGGGGACGCUUCCCCCUGCCUGGUGCCCCCCACUGAAGAACAUUAGUAAAGGGGCAAACCUUGAAAGGACUGCCGAUUGUCCUUGCCAGUUCCCAAGACCCCUGGAUACCUAGGGGCCAUGGGGAUGGGGACUUAGAGGCCACCGCACCCCUGGUGUUCUCCAACAGUCACACCACAGAUGCCGAUUUUACAUGCCUUCUCCCCCUCCUUAGGAAAAAUUAUUUAUUUAUUGUUUAUUGGUUGGGGGGGUGAUUUAAAGGGCCAGAGACAUGGGAACCAAGCCAUAGGUAUCAGAGGGCCUCUCCUUUAAUACCACUGGGAUAUGUUUGGCCUUAGCCACACAACCUAACAUCAACCCCAGUGACACCCAUCUGUGGCCAUAGAACCUACUGCCCCUUUCAGAAGGGCUGUGGGUAGGACCAUGUCCCUUUUCCCACUCCCCUUAGCCUCUUUCUGCUGUUCUUUCUCUCCAUCCUCCAUGGAUUUCUGGCUCCUUGGAGUUGAUGGAGCAGGUAGCCAUAAUGUAUUGGGGUGGGGAAGGAAGAAUACAGGGACCAGAAUGUUUUGUUUUUGGUUUUGUUUUCUUAUUUUUUUUUUUUUUGUACCAAAGCCAACCGCACCUGUUUUAUAUUUUUAAAAGAAGAUUGUAGGCACUUCUAGCUCCAUGUCUUUGAACUUGAGGAAUUAGGGAGACAGUGACCUAUUUCAUCGAAGGUCAGGGGGCUCCCAUUCAGAACUCUUCCUCAGCCAUUUAGAGCCAUUCCUCUUCCUCAGAGGAAGCUCUGAGGUGGGUUGGGAAACCUCUAGGAACCCUCACCUCGUCUCCCACGGUGGCAAGCAAGAAUUGGGGGAGGGGGAUUUUUUUUUCACUGCAACCCUAAUGUCCACCAGCGAUAGCCAUUUUUCUGCCAAUUGAAUUGUUAAACAGAAAAAACACAGUAACAACGAAGCAAAGAAAGAAAAAGCUCUGGCAGGGAAAAAAUUAAAGACCUGACACGCAUGAGGUGCUGUCUCAGUGCCCGUUCUGAGGACUGCCGUGCCUGCAGCAAGGCAGUGACCACGGUUUCUGAAAAGGGGCUGUCACUACCUCACAGAAGAGGGCAUGAAUGGAUGCAGCUGCUCAAACUCUUAUUAAACAUCUCAAAAUUGCAA